AUGUCCGCGUUCGCGGAGAAGGAGAUGCUCCGUCGUCGCUACGAGCAGCAGGACACCGGUGCCGCACCCCCUCCCAUGUCUCCUCCGACGGCCGGGGGCGCCCCGCCCACCCUCCUCCGCGCGCAUCAAUGGUCAACGGCCUCCCCCUACCCGUCGCCGCCGCCGUCGAACGGGUUCCACCAGCCCGCGGGCGGCAUACCCAACUACGCCUCCAUCCCGCCGCCGCCGCCGCUUGCGCCGAAACCGCCGCGGGAGUACAUCGAGGAGACGCGUGCGGAGGACGUCCGCACGGCGGCGAAGAUCAGCGCGAUCGACUCUUCGCCCACGUCGCGUCUCGCCGACGGGGACAGCGACGAGGAGGAGCCCUUCGACGCCGAGCGGUGCGACCAAGAGGACAGCACGUUCGGGCCGGGAACGCUGUCGCUCAUCACUGGCAACGGCAACGGCAUCGGGUCAAAGCCCAGCAGCCCGGGACCGGGACUCCCGUCGCGCUCGAGCACGAUGAGCACCGGGACCCCCGGGAUACCGAACCGCCCACCGCUGCCGCCGAAGGUGCUCAUUGAGUGA
Messenger RNA from Epithele typhae, 567 nucleotides. RefSeq lists its product as uncharacterized. The coding region runs from base 1 to 567 and encodes 188 amino acids. NCBI's taxonomy places the organism in Eukaryota, Fungi, Basidiomycota, Agaricomycetes, Polyporales, Epitheliaceae. The transcript is spliced from 2 exons. The record is from RefSeq and is a predicted model, not a curated record.